AGCUGUGUGAUUGGCCGCAACCAGUUUCGCAGCACCUACCUACACCUACCUACACCUACCUACACCGCUGAUCUUUCUUGAAUGCAAAUUCAAAAUCGUAAACCCAGUAGUUAUCAGCUACAAUAGGCAAUCCAACGAAGCUAUCUGCAACAGGAUUACCAUCGUUAAUGGCAUGGCGAACCAAGACAACCAAUAUCGAGUGGUAGUGUUUGGCGCUGGGAGAGUUGGCAAAUCAUCGCUUGUCCUCCGCUUCCUGAAGAACACCUUUCCCCAAUCUUACGUACCCACCGUCGAAGAUUUUUAUAGUCAAAACGUGGAGUUCCUAUCCUAUACCCUCAAUGGCCAGUGGAUACCAUGCAAAGAGAAUUCGGUGUGCAAUCUUGAGAUCGUUGACACGGCGGGUAGUUAUUCUUUCCCAGCCAUGCAACGACUCAAUAUUUCCAAAGGACAUGCCUUCAUUAUGGUUUAUUCCGUAACAUCAAGACAAACUCUAGAGCAACUCGAGUCCAUCUGGGAAACCAUCCUCGAAAUUAAAGGAUCGUUAGACAAUGUACCUUUAAUGCUGGUUGGCAACAAAUGCGAUGAAAUAGAAGCGCGUGAACUCACAAUCGAGGAGGGCCAAGAACAAGCACGUCAAUGGUCGUCCUCCUUUAUAGAAACUUCAGCCAAGGCCAGCUACAACGUCAAAAAACUCUUCCGGGAGCUGCUGCUUUUGGAGAAGACGAGAAGCUUACGUAUCCCGCAGGAUUUCCAAGAAUUAAGAAUAGCGAACGCGAAAAGUUGGCCUUAACACACGACACAUUGUAUUGGAUUUAACGCCGAGAAAAAAAAUUCUUAAUUCUUAUCCCUUUACAAAACUGAGGAAACUGUGGAUGGUUUUUUUAUUUGUUUUUUAGUUUUCUUAAAUUUUUUAUUUACCAUUGCCCGUACAGCUUGAUUUGAGUCUUACUUGCCUGUGCGGAAAAAAAUGGCUGAUUGUUCGUCACAUUAGCUGUAUUUCUAAAAUUGAUGGUGUACACUUUACGCAGACGCCGUCUCUGUCGGUGGGAGUUAUACAGUUAACAGAUAACCAGCACACGAAUCGUCAAGAGCGAUCUCUUCCGGCUGGUACAGCUUUCUGUGAAAUCACAAAUACGUUUAUGGUAUAAGGAGUGUGAGCUGUCGUUAAUCUAUUCGUUAAAUUUUUCUACACAAGACGAUGUAAAAUGGGUGCUCGAUGCUGUUGUCCACAUGGGAAUGUGGUAAAGAAUUUCCAAGGGAAUCUCAAUGUUUCAGCAUGAUUACGAUCGAAUGAGCAUGGAUGACCACGACAUCAUCCAUGAAGGGCAAGUUUAACUAAUGGCGUUUAAUGUGUGUUUUGCGGAAUUAAAGACCACACAGAUGCAUACAGCAAUAUCUUGCUUUUGUUUGUCCCUCACCUCUUGUACGAUGUAUGCGCUAUUUCUUAAAACUAUCCACCUUGUUCCCACCGUCGAUAUUUAUUCUUGGGACAGUACACAUCUAAUGUUCUUGAAAA
Messenger RNA from Daphnia carinata, 1516 nucleotides. Its product is annotated as GTP-binding protein Di-Ras2-like. NCBI's taxonomy places the organism in Eukaryota, Metazoa, Arthropoda, Branchiopoda, Diplostraca, Daphniidae. Gene Ontology annotation, molecular function: GTP binding; GTPase activity; GDP binding. Bases 173 to 790 code for a protein of 205 amino acids. Gene Ontology annotation, cellular component: plasma membrane. Gene Ontology annotation, biological process: signal transduction. The record is from RefSeq and is a predicted model, not a curated record. The transcript has 4 exons.